Messenger RNA from Prunus dulcis (almond), 1097 nucleotides. RefSeq names its product polyadenylate-binding protein-interacting protein 5. Gene Ontology annotation, molecular function: ubiquitin binding. The transcript is spliced from 3 exons. Bases 232 to 801 code for a protein of 189 amino acids. Lineage: Eukaryota; Viridiplantae; Streptophyta; Magnoliopsida; Rosales; Rosaceae. The record is from RefSeq and is a predicted model, not a curated record.
CAUGCAAAGUGAAGAGAAGAAACUUUUUAUUAUUAGCUUUCCGAUACACUAAACAUUUCUCACAGAGCGAAAAAUAGAAGAAUUUCCCCGAAAAUCAUUUGCUCUUUUUUCUUCUGCGUCCUCUGCGAUCUCGGGAACUAGGGUUUCGGCGAUUUCGAGUUCUUCGUUUUGCUUCUUUGGAUUUCAAGAUCGCCUCCUCGCUCUCGUAGCAGAUUUUUAUGAAUUGAGACCAUGAAGCCAGGAUUGUCUUCUUUGAAUCCCUAUGCAGCAGCAUACAUUCCACUCUCCAAAAGGGAGACGGAUGAUAGAAUGUAUGUGACGACGAAAGAUUCUAGCCGCAGCAAUGAGGCAGUCUGGUUUGGGAUCCCACAGAAUAACUCCCAGAAUCAACAGCAUAGCAAAUCUUAUCUUGAACCUGAUGCCCCUGGUACUGCAAGACUCCCCAGUCCAAAGUCAUUUGCUGUAAAGAGCUACCCUGCACAUGGUUCUUAUGGUUCAUCUUCACAGAAUGUGAAUGAAGUGACAGCACAUGAAGAUUUUGAUAUGGCUUUGGAUUAUCUUGAGAUGACAUUUCCUGGUAUAUCUGAUCAGUCCCUAACUGAUGUUUAUUUGGCAAAUAAGGGUGACCUGGAUGCCACCAUUGACAUGCUGAACCAACUUGAGUUCUACACAGUUGAGUCUUCUGAAAGUCUUCCAGACACUUUGGACAUUGGAGAUGUUUCUGAAUCUGGGUUGCCAGGCAAUAGUGCAUGGAAACUGAAGAAUGUAGCAGGUGAAGCCAGCGGUUCACCCAAAUCGUAGCUCCUUUCGUCAUCUCCUGUUCGUUUUUUGUGGAAAACAAGAAAAAUGUCAGUUGUUUUACCUUGACAUGUUUGGUUUAUGGGCAACAAGUAUAUAAAUAGAGGAUCUUAUCUUGGGGUCAUGGACAUCAUGCACACAUAGUUGUUUGAUAAUGGUUGUAUAGCUUCUUAGAUGCUUGUUCUUAAUCUCUCAUUAACAUUUUUCUCGACACCUUCGGGUUUUAUGGGCCAAAAGCUCACAGUGCAAACGUCAUGCCGCUUUACGGUUUUCUGCAAUGAAAAUGAUGUGCUUCUGAA